AUGAGCACUCACCCCUACGCCAAAGAGCUUCACCUCGCCAGACUCGCCGUGCAGCGCGCAGCCCUCUUGACGAAGCAAUUGCUGUCCGCAGUGGACAAAGGCUCCUUCGACAAGAUCGACUCUACACCCGUGACUAUUGCCGAUUUUGCCGCCCAAGCCUCCAUCAUCGGCGCAAUCCACAACACCUUCCCAGACGACCAGAUCGUCGGCGAAGAAGACUCCACCACCCUACGCCAGGACGCUGCCCUUCUCGAGCGAACAUGGGAAUUGACUCGAUCCGUACACCUCGAUGACGAGACCAGCGAAGCGCUACUCUACACCCCGAGUACAAAGGACGAGAUGCUCCAAUUGAUCGAUCUAGGCGCCAAGGGUAAAGCCGGGCGCACUGGGCGGACAUGGACACUCGACCCCGUAGACGGCACGGCGACCUUCAUGCGCGGGCAGCAGUACGCCGUGUGUCUAUCGCUGAUCGAGGACGGGCAACAAGUGGUCGGAGUCCUGGGGUGUCCGAACCUACGGGGGACCGGGCAUGUGGCCGAGGAGCUUGUGGACAAGGACGGCUACGGCCAGAUGUUGUCCGCGGUAGUCGGACACGGAGUUCAGAUACAGCCUAUGGGAACGGGGGCGUUAAUAGCGGGAUCAAUGCUACCGGGCGUGCCGCAGAUCAGCGACCCGCGCGACGUGCGCUUCAUCGACACCCAGGCCUCCGUGACAGCGAACCUGGAGGUGCACGGCAAGGCAGCAGCACAGCUGAGCUGUCUAUGGCCGAACCCCGUGGACCUAUGGUCUGCGCAGAUGCGAUACGUGGCGAUCGCAGUAGGCGCGUGCAAUGCCUUCAUCAAGGUACCGCUGGACGAGAGCUAUCGGUCGAAGAUCUGGGAUCACUCCGGCGGCAUGCUUCUGGCGACUGAGCUUGGAGUUAAGGUUACGGAUCUUGAGGGGAAUCCCGUGGAUUGCGGCUUGGGAAGGACUUUGGCAGGGUGCCACGGCAUGGUCGUGGCGCCUGCUUCUAUUCAUGGACAGGUUUUGGAGGCUGUUCGUGUUGCACGACGGUCUUGA
Messenger RNA from Penicillium cinerascens, 1059 nucleotides. Its product is annotated as inositol monophosphatase family protein. Gene Ontology annotation, biological process: sulfate assimilation. The transcript has a single exon. NCBI's taxonomy places the organism in Eukaryota, Fungi, Ascomycota, Eurotiomycetes, Eurotiales, Aspergillaceae. The coding region runs from base 1 to 1059 and encodes 352 amino acids. Gene Ontology annotation, molecular function: 3'(2'),5'-bisphosphate nucleotidase activity. The record is from RefSeq and is a predicted model, not a curated record.